AUGGCUCCACAACCGCAGUCCGUUCGGCCCAUGGUCGUGGAGUCUCAAUAUUUAAAUGUUCACAGAUGUGGCAUCACUUUAUCCCCAGUCAAGCGUGGCUCACGUGAUAUUAUCGAUACACUUAAGCACCAGUGUGAUUGCGCGCCCCGAUCUGUCUCAAUGGGUGAAUAUGUAAUAAGUCCACGCGUCUCAUCAGGCCAAGUGCAGGGAUUUUCCAAGGAGUCAAGCCAUUUGUUAGCUGAAUCCGAUCAUGUGAUUGAUUUACAUACCACAAAGACAAUAAAUACAGGACAGAAGGAGCAACCGCGAAGUUCACUCUGGGGUUCCACGUUCACGCUUACUAACACGAUUUUGGGUUCGGGUACACUUGCUGUGCCGUUUGCUAUGGCUUCUAGUGGCUGGUUACUCGGUAACGUCAUCAUGUUAAGUAUUGCGAUGGUUACACGCUACUCGGUGCAUCUGCUUUUGUCAGCAAGCGACCGAGCCGGCAAGAAUUGCGCCAAAACUUAUGAAAGUCUCGGGCACUAUACGAUGGGCGCGUUUGGUACUAGAUUGGCUGAAUUUACUUUUAUUUUUGGAGGAUUCGGGACGCUAGUAAGUUACUUGAUCUUCGUUACAGAUUUGUGUGCUGCUGUGCUAGCUGUAUCAAUGAAUGACAAGUGGAUUAUUACAGUCACGCUUGUGGCGAGUAUCGUAUUUCCACUCUCGCUGAGUCGUCGAAUUGGCAAACUGUGGCUUGCGUCUGUACUUGCUAUUUUAUCGAUUGGUUAUGUCGUGUCAUUCGUUCUUGUGGCAUUUGUUACUGUGUAUUAUACGAAUGAAGCGUCUAUUGCGUCGGAUGUGCAGGCCAUCCGUCUUGAAUCGGGUAGUGUCUAUACAGUCACGUUGCUUAUCUCUGCCUUUGCAUGUCACAAUACAGCGUUGCCGGUAUAUGAGGAAUUGAAAGAUCGCUCACUACCAAGGAUGAAUCGUGCUGUAAUUGGCGCUAUAAGCGUCUCAUAUGCGCUGUAUGAAGUCAUUUCGCUCUGCGGAUAUUUACUCUUUGGAUCCGAGACUCAAGACAAUAUUCUCCUUAAUUUUUCACCUUCAUAUGUGGCCCACCACAAGUCAAUCUCGGUUCCCAUUUUGAUUGGUCAAUUAUGUAUGGCUCUGGCGUUAAUUCUCACUACACCAAUUGCAAUGUGGCCUUUUCGUUCAUGUGUUUUGAGUGUUUAUUUACGUGUGAGAAAUGGUAAACAAACUCCCAGUCAUGAAGCAACGUACAAAGAGUACGUGAGUGUUACAGUGCUGAGCUUGAUUUUAAUAGUUACAUGCAGCAUCUUUGUGCCGUCUGUCAAGAUUCCUUUAAGUAUUGUGGGCUCUGUUUCAGGAUCACUAUUAAUUUUCAUCAUGCCGGCCUUGUUUUACCUACUGCAGUCGUCAGAUCCUAUACUUUCUCAUAAGCAUGCAGGCCCAUUGCUUAUGCUCUGUGCAGGUGUUGUCAUCGGGUUUUUUGGUCUGUCGUUGACACUUUUCAAGCUUUACCAUGAAUAUCAUUUUGGAUUUUUUGGGGUUAGACAAUAA
Molecule: messenger RNA, 1563 nt
Organism: Plasmopara halstedii
Lineage: Eukaryota; Oomycota; Peronosporomycetes; Peronosporales; Peronosporaceae
Product: probable sodium-coupled neutral amino acid transporter 6
Exons: 1
Coding region: 1-1563 (520 amino acids)
Biological process (GO): amino acid transmembrane transport
Molecular function (GO): amino acid transmembrane transporter activity
Source: RefSeq, a predicted model, not a curated record